GAGGUUGGACUCGUCGCAGGGCGAGAACAUACUUGGAAGUUGGAAGUCGAGAGAGAAGCUUCCCAUCUCGAUUCCUUGCGCUUGCACCUUUGAAGCUGGGAAGCACCCGGAGACAGAGUUGAGUUCACUUCCUCCUCCGAGGAAAGGAAUCUAAAUCAUCUGCAGCCUCCUCCCAGUUUAUCUUUCCAAGCAAACAGAUUGUUGCUUAAUGAUUUUGCAACGUUUGCUAGCUGCUAAAUAGGUUAUACGAAUUAUUGUAGCGAAAUCACUGUGUCAACAUUAAGUCAGUGAAAGAAAGGCAAUAAUCUGCUCCCCCGACGAACCCAUCCUUAGAGUCUCAGCAAGAAGCGGUCCUUCGGUCCUGUAGACAGAUCGAUCAGCAACCUACCACUGCAACUGCCAGUUCAGAGCAUCUGACACCACCAAAUUUGAAUCUUUACUUCCCUUCGUGGAAGUCCCUGUCUCGUAUGUAUUGCACAAGAUAGCAAGAUCUUUAGAGGCCAACGAGUAUGAGCCUAUCGAAGGCCAUUGGGGUAAUUAGCUGCAUCAAUGAGUUUGGUAAUUUGUUCCAAUUGGUCAGAUCUGCUGUUUCAUAUAUGCGCUCCCAGUUGAGUGGAUCAGAGGAGAAACAACUUAAAGAAGAUGACGUACUGCAGGAGAAAAACCUUGAAGAAAAUGACGUAUUGCAGUUGCAGAGUGACCUUCGAUGCCUACGUGAUACUCUACCAGCAAUGUACAACCUUAUUGAUAGAGCAGAGUGGAAGAGCCAUGUACUCGGUGUUGAACAGCUCCUUCCAAAUCUCAAGGAUGCAGUGUAUGAUGCGGAGGACCUUCUGGAUGAGUUCAGAUGGCAUGAGCUCAAGGUGGAAAUUGAGGGCAAUGCAACCCAGCCAUCUCCUUUCAUGGACUUCUUUUACAUCAUCACUCAAGGAAGCUUCAACAAAGCGGCUGAUAUCUACAAAAGGCUGAGUAAUCUUUCUAGCCAGCUUGAGAAGAUGGGGUUGCAUGAGGGAACUCCACAAUUUGACAAAUCGCUCAGACCAGUGACCACUUCUUUCUGCACUGAGCCAAAGAUAUUUGGUCGUGAGAAGGAACUGGAGGAAGUGAUCAGAUUGCUUGGUGUACCGAGCUACGGCAGCAUGUCUUCUUUAAAACGGAAAAGAUCAUCUAAUGCGACCAACAACGACCAAAGGGUAGCAUUUGUUCCUAUUUUGCCAAUAGUUGGAAUUGGGGGCAUUGGAAAAACUACUCUAGCCCAAGAGAUCACCACCCUUCAAAGGGUCAAAUCCUACUUUGACAAAAUUAUAUGGAUUUGCAUCUCUGAUGAAUUUGAUGAGGAGAGGUGUACUAAAGUUCUCAUAAAAUCUCUAUCGGGUACAGAGGCAACAUCUGAUAAUUUAGACGAUCUUCAACAAAUUCUUGCUAGUGAAGUUGGAAAAAAGAGGUUCUUGCUUAUCCUCGACGACAUUUGGCCUAAUGCCUUGAAUGAUGAUGGAUGUUGUUGGAGAAAAUUUUGUGCACCUCUCACAAAUGUACUUCAGGGAAGUAUGAUGGUAGUGACCACAAGGUUUGCGGAGGUUGCUAAUAUAGUGGGCACAAUGGACUCAUUUGCAUUGGAAGGUUUACAAAAUGAUGUAUUUUGGCAGUUUUUCAAAUUGUGUGUGUUUGGGUCUGAGGAUUAUCAUAUUGAUCCACAGUUAGAACAGAUUGGAAGAAGCAUAAUUCCAAAGUUGAAGGGUGCUCCUUUAGCUGCAAAAACUAUUGGAAGGCUAUUACGAAAGAGCCUUGACCCUGCACACUGGAAUGAUAUACUAAACAGUGAAUUGUGGCAGCUUAGGCAACAAGAGAGUGAUAUUUUGCCAGCACUUCGAUUGAGCUACAUGUAUCUUCCUUUCAAUUUGAAGAGAUGCUUCUCAUUCUGUGCUACAUACCACAAAGAUUACAAUUUUGACAAAUCUAGCCUUGCUGAAAUUUGGGUGGCAGAAGGAUUUGUGGAACCUCAAGGAAGCAUCCCACUUCAACACAUUGGUGGUCAAUACUUUGAUGACCUUGUAAAUUUGUCCUUCUUUCAGAAUCUCCGUGGUAAGUAUGUAAUACAUGACUUGAUGCAUGACAUGGCACAACUAGUUUCGAAGGAGGACUGUUUCGUUAUAAAGAAUGCAAGUGAUAUGGAAAUGGUUCCACAAAAUGUUCGCCAUCUAUCAAUACUCGGAAGCUGCAAUGUUAACCUUUCAAAGUUAUUGAGCUUAUGCAAGCACAAAAAGCUGCGCACCCUACUUUGCAACAAGUCUUUAGGAAGUGACACUUUGUAUCCGGUGAUGGAUCGCUGGUUUAGUGGACUUCAGUACCUGCGUGUUUUUUUUUGUGCCUCCAUGAAGGGCCUACCAGAGAGUAUUGGUAACCUGAAGCAUCUUCGGUACCUUGAAAUCUCCAGAGGUUGUCAUUUUGACACAUUUCCUUCAUCAUUCUGUAGCCUCUAUAACUUCCAGAUUUUAUAUGCUAGGAAAUGCAAAUUCAGAAGUUUACCAAGAGGCUUCAGUAAGCUGAUCAAUCUGCAAAAGUUUGAAUCAAAAUUUUCCAGAAUAGAAGUUGAGGCUACAGUGCUGAAAGAGGAACUUAGUUUUAUUGAAAAUUUUAAUGAGCGUCCAAACGAUUUGACUAUAUUUAAUCUUGGUGCAAUAAGCAAGGAUGGUGCAGCAGAAGCCAAACUCAAGAAGAAAGAAUACCUGAAUAGUCUGACUCUGAGAUGGUCUUGUUUAAGAUGCCCAGAGCACAAUGAGCCAGAAGUACUUCAAGCUCUACAGCCUCCCACUAGCAUCAAGUCUGUGCGUAUUGUGGGUUAUCCAGGUGAAUAUCUUCCAAGCUGGUUCUGUGGUUGUGAUUUACCCGAGGCCAUGUCGUUUUCAAAGUUACCUGCAGCGACAGUUCACAAUAAUAAUAAUGGCGGAGCCAGGACCAUUUUCUCAUUAUUAACGGAGGUAAGCAUUACAGGGUGCCAAAACUUAUCAAGCCUGGAACAAUUUCUACAUCCAACAACUUUUGUACCGGCCAUCAGAAAAAUAGUUAUUGCAGAUUGCGCAAGUGUAAAAUCAAUACCAAUUGAAUGGUCCCCUUCCCUUGAAGAAAUAAGAGUCUCCAACUGUCCAAAAAUGACACAUCUUUCGGCCCCAUGCGUAAAGAAGCUCAAACUCUAUGAGACUUUUGGAUUCAACAUUGAUUGUAGCUCCCUCACCUUCUUGCAUAUAAAUUCCUCCCAGCUGCCAUCCAUUGAACUAGAAAAGUGGAGACUUCCAGUACUACAGAGGCUCCACAUUGGUUGCGAAUGUUUGAAAUUUAUUAGAGAAUUUGAACACAUAUCCACAGGCCUUUCCCUUGGCUUGGCCAGAGCCAGAAGUAGCACUGCAAAAUUCCCAUUACUCACUCACCUAAUUAUUGAAUACUGCAGAAAGCUGGAAAAUAUUGAU
Panicum virgatum (switchgrass) is the source of this 3464-nucleotide messenger RNA. Its product is annotated as putative disease resistance protein RGA3. The record is from RefSeq and is a predicted model, not a curated record. The transcript has 4 exons. NCBI's taxonomy places the organism in Eukaryota, Viridiplantae, Streptophyta, Magnoliopsida, Poales, Poaceae. The annotation marks the transcript as partial. Gene Ontology annotation, molecular function: ADP binding. Gene Ontology annotation, biological process: defense response to other organism.